UAGGACAGUGUUUGGCGACGUUGUGGAUCUUGGUGAACCGAUCAAGGCACAAAGAAAGACUAUAAUGGUCCUUAGUCAGAUGGAUGCCGGUAAAGCGUUGACGGCGGCAGCAGCCAAAGGGAGCACGACCGAGGUGCAGCGGAUCCUGGAGGAGUGCAGGGUGCAUCCUGACACUGUCAAUGAAUUUGGCAGGACUGCGCUACAGGUAAUGAUGAUGGGGAACUCCAAGAUCGCUAGUUUGCUGUUGGAAAAAGGAGCAGACCCCAACGUCCAGGACAAACACGGGAUAGCGCCUGUCCAUGAUGCAGCCCGUACAGGAUUCCUCGACACAGUGCAGGUUCUGGUGGAGUGCGGCGCUUCAGUAAACCUCCCUGACCAGACCGGCACCUUGCCCAUCCACAUUGCCAUCCGGGAAGGCCACCGGGAUGUUGUGGAGUUCUUGGCACCGCGGUCCGACCUGAAGCACGCCAACGUCAGUGGUCAGACGGCGAUAGACGUGGCCCGAACUUCAUGCGUGCCUGAUAUGAUUGACUUGCUUUUCGCUCACAUUCAUAGUUAGUCCGUGUUCUGGGUGCUGGGGGCCUUCGGGGUGACCUGAACUUCACACUUUUUGCUUCAAACCUGGUGACUUGAAUUCAUUGCUGUGUAAAGGAUUAUUUUUUUGUUAAUAGUGGCUCAGCAUUAAUAUGUGAUACAGGACACAUUGUCUUGGCAGCUUAUUGUCAGUGGAUGGGUGGCUAUAUACAGUAGACACCUCUUUUGCACAGUGCAAUUUAGGCACCUUUAUAUACAAAUAUAUAUAUCUGUUUUCCCUAUUAAUUGGGAGUGCACAUUUGUAGAUAGUUCCCCCAGUGUUUUAUAAUUAUUUCCAUUGUGUAAGAAUUGUAACAGUUGAUACAUUUUAUGUUGUUUUUUUUUAAUUUACAAAACUUGAAGUGGUG
Messenger RNA from Scomber scombrus (Atlantic mackerel), 941 nucleotides. RefSeq names its product cyclin-dependent kinase inhibitor 2D (p19, inhibits CDK4) (gene cdkn2d). Gene Ontology annotation, cellular component: nucleus. Bases 65 to 559 code for a protein of 164 amino acids. The transcript is spliced from 3 exons. The record is from RefSeq and is a predicted model, not a curated record. Gene Ontology annotation, biological process: regulation of cyclin-dependent protein serine/threonine kinase activity; negative regulation of cell population proliferation. Lineage: Eukaryota; Metazoa; Chordata; Actinopteri; Scombriformes; Scombridae. Gene Ontology annotation, molecular function: cyclin-dependent protein serine/threonine kinase inhibitor activity; protein kinase binding.